AUGUCAGACUUAAGUGAACCAGGAUUCGAAGGAACAGAAUUAUUAAAUUUUAUGAAAUCAGUAUUAGAUGAUGAUGAAAGUUUGAGAAAAAAAUCUGUUCAACAAGCUAAAGCUAAUGUUAUCUUAACUUUAAAAAACAAAGAUAAGAAAACCAAAUCUUGGUUUUUCGAAUUUAAAAGUACGGGAGAAGUUCAAAAAAUUGAUGGUGCUCCUCCAAAAGCUGAUGUGACUUUAAUGAUGAGUGAUGUUGAUUUCCUUAAAUUAGUUAAUGAUGAAGCCAAUCCUCAAAAGUUGUACAUGUCAGGAAAAUUGAAAGUUAAAGGUAACUUGAUGAAAGCUGUUGCUAUCGAGAAAAUCUUGAGAGCUGCUGAUCCAAGACCAAAGGCUAAGUUAUGA
Messenger RNA from Yamadazyma jaroonii, 396 nucleotides. The record is from the annotation of a GenBank genome assembly. Lineage: Eukaryota; Fungi; Ascomycota; Pichiomycetes; Serinales; Debaryomycetaceae.